Messenger RNA from Marasmius oreades (fairy-ring Marasmius), 2201 nucleotides. RefSeq lists its product as uncharacterized. Gene Ontology annotation, biological process: cytoskeleton-dependent cytokinesis. Gene Ontology annotation, molecular function: molecular adaptor activity; GTP binding; GTPase activity. Lineage: Eukaryota; Fungi; Basidiomycota; Agaricomycetes; Agaricales; Marasmiaceae. The transcript has 6 exons. The coding region runs from base 152 to 2011 and encodes 619 amino acids. The record is from RefSeq and is a predicted model, not a curated record. Gene Ontology annotation, cellular component: septin complex; cytosol; microtubule cytoskeleton.
CUGACCCAGUAACUUGGUCCUUAUUAUUUUAUCUUCUUCUUUGUCGCCUUCUGUGAGGUUGACCUCACUCUCCCUUUGUUUAUAUUGUCCCAAAUUACUGUUUCUCCUUUUCAUCUUUCCUUCCACUCCUUGUUUCUGAACUAUCACCAUCAUGUUCUCCCUACGUCGCAAGCCCAAGCACGUUCACGAACAACCAAAAGUCCGACCUUCACCCUCCCUCCCAGAAGUCCACAAGCAAGGAAUCCCAUGGCCGGAAAAUCUCGUAGACGUUAACAGUAUCCGCAACGACCAAGACCAGCUGAACGGCAGACGUGUCGAAGGUGCGACUAAAACUUCUUUGCAGGGGCCACCCAACCAUCCCAUACCAUUCCAUAAACCAUUUCGGCCCUCUUCAGGUUCGACUGUUACCUCAGCCAACGGAGGGGGCCUCAUAUCGUCCUUGUAUAUGUCAAAUUCGCCGUCCGCCUUCGACAAUUGGAAGAACUCUCCAGCUCCUAUACCGAGGUACAGCCAAAGAAGAGCAAAGUUACCGCCUACGUUCAAUGUCAUGGUCGUUGGUGGCAUAGGCACAGGAAAGACCUCACUUCUUCGGUUAAUCCUCGAAACCGCAGAGUUGUCACCCUCAGCCACCGUCGACCAGAAGCUUGCUGUCGAACGCUUUCUUCGCGGUGCCACCAAGACAACGCACUCUAUCGAGACCGCCAGUAUCGAAAUUUGCGAAUCUCGCUUCGAUCGGUUAUUACUGUCCGUGGUGGAUACGCCAGGACUUGAUUAUGCAGAAGGAAGAGAAUUGAAGUUGGAUAGACAAGUUAGUUCCGUGAUGCAAUAUUUGGAUGCACAAUACGCCGAUACAAUGAGCGAGGAGUCAAAGGUGGUCAGAAAGAGUAAAGGUGACCAACACGUUCAUCUAUGCAUCUAUAUGAUUGAACCCAGCUCCAUCAUGACCAUGGCUGAUCGACGCGCCCGGUCCUCGCUUCCUGUGAAAACGCGUUCUGAAACCUCCAUUUCUCAGAGCAAACAGCCAGAACUCAUUCCAGACACAUCCUCCGAUUCAGACAGCGAAGAAGGAGAAGAGAAAAGGUCCCCUUUGACCAUGUCACCAGCCGAGUUGCGUGUCAUUCGCAGGCUGUCAACGCGUUGCAACGUUUUGCCCGUGGUGGCAAAAGCAGACUCAUUGACUGAUGAGAAGCUGGUUGCUGUGAAGGAGGCAGUGAGGAGAUCUCUUGCCGGUGCUGGAUUGGACUUCGGAGUGUUCGGCCCAUCCUCAAAGACCGAAAAGAAUUUGUCCAAGAUUCGUAGCGGAAACGGAAGAAAGACGCAUUUUGCUGUUGGUUCUGGUAAUAGCGAUCAGAAUGAGAAAAAUGACAGCGACGACGAUAAUCGGAGUGGCGUUGAAGACGAAAGGCAAUCGCGACCGGUUAUUAAACUUCGUCCCCCUCGUCACCCCACUCGGAAUCUGUCACGAUCACGUUCGCGAAGGGAUUUAUCCCAGGCGGCUGCAGACGAGAGACUGCCAAGUUCCCUCGACCUUGAUGACAGAGACAGCGUCGCUAAUGUUCGUUUCUCGGCUCACAUCGUCGCGAGGCCGGAUAUCUCAGCGGUUUUGCCAUUCGCCUUGAUUGCUCCUGUUAGCGGGAGGCCCAGAAGGACCUUGCUCGAAACGGAACCGACAUCACCUAUGCAGCAAUCCGAAGAUGGAAAUGUGUCUGAAACUAUCCCUCCAACGCCGGGCUCUGUGAAUCACGCAUAUCUAAACGGACCACCAGAGGAUUUGAGAGGAGUUUUUGUGAGGAACUAUCGAUGGGGAACUAUUGACGUUCUCGACCCUAAUCAUUGUGAUUUUGCUGCCAUGCGUACCGCAGUUUUGUCUACCCAUCUGAAGGUUUUGAAGACACACACGAACGAGGUUCUGUACGAGAAGUAUCGUACGGAGAAGCUUCUUGCCCGACGGGCCACCAGCCACAUUACGGACGACGAAAGGAAACGUCUUCUUGAAGAUCUCGGAUUAUAAUCUUCAGCCCAUGCCCAUUCGGCAAACCGAUAUACCCGCCCUUACAGGUUUCUUGCUUCAUCUCAGAAUUGAAUAUAUCUUUUCAGACACUUUGUAUCUCUGAUUGAAACACAUCCUAUCUCGUUUUUGUAUUCUCAUAUACAUAUUUAACCAGCACUUUUUAUUUUCUUUUUGGUUAACGCGACGAUUU